GUCGGUGGUCCGGGCCGGGCUGCUCCCCGGCCUCCCCGGGCGGCCGGUCCUUCCACCCCACCGCGGGGAGCCCCCCGGACCGCAGGUGCGACCCCCCCUCCACCUCCCGGCCUCCCCGCUCCUCCUCUCUGCAACUUUCGUCUCCAGAUCCUGCCACCCUAAUACAUAAACAGCAGUCACAACCUGUUAUAAUGUGAGGACUCUGGCAAAGCCUUGUUGGGGAAUGCUGACUUUGUGAACUACCUCCUGGGGCUAAAAAGAAAACCGUGUCAUUGUGCCUGCCUCACCCUACCUGCCUCCUCCCCAUAUUGGCUGGAAAUGAAAACUUGGAACCACCUGAGUCUUGAAAUCCAGAGAAGAGUAUUUCCUGGAAACCCCCAACGAAGACUCUGGGAACUGGAUGAUGUUUGUCCAUCCGCUGCAGACCGCGGACGAGCAGACCCUCGCAUCCUGUCUGAACCGCAGAGACAUCUACAUCACUAGUGCUAAGACAGUUGAACCCCGUACAGAAUUGGAUGCAUGGCUCUCUGUAGACAAUGCCAAGUUUGUGGAAGCCUCUGCAUUAAUCAAAGAGGAAUCCAGGCUUUGGGCUCCUUCACCCCACACUGUGACCACAACAGAGCCCCAGGAUUCCUGGAAAUGCCCCAGCUGUAGUAAUGUCUUUGGCACUUGCUCUCUGCUGGACUCUCACCAGUGCCUCAGUAAAGACAGACUCCCUGACACCUGCUUGUCAUGGCCUAAUAAACUGGGGCCUGGGAAAGCAAAAGGCAGAACGAAAGGGAAACCGAGAGGGACCACCAGCUUGGCCAAAAACCUUAUCCACCAGCCCAGAGGGAUCUCCUGCCCCGCCGCUUUCAAUCUGGGCUCCUGCGGCUCAGCUAGCGGCUGUGGUGCGGUGGCGGCUGCAGCCGCAGCUGCGGCUGCUCGAUUUGAGCCUCAGUGGUACAGCAGCCAGUCAGCUGGCCUGAAGAGGAAGGGGCAAGAGGCAAAGCUUGUGGAGACUUACCCCUGCCACCUCUGUGGGAAGAUAUUCCUCACCCCGGAAAAGCUCAAUGUCCACACUUCUUCCCACACGGGGGAGCGUCCUUACACGUGCCCAGAGCAGAGCUGUGUCAAAGCAUUCGUUUCCAAAUAUAAGCUAAUCAGGCACAUGGCCACUCACUUACCCCAAAAAUCUCACCGAUGUGCUCACUGUGAAAAGACCUUCCACCGCAAAGAUCACCUGAAGAACCACCUCCAGACCCAUGAUCCCAAUAAGAUGGCCUUCGGCUGUGAGGAAUGCGGGAAGAAGUACAACACCAAGCUGGGCUACAAGCGGCAUCUGGCCCUGCAUGGGGCCAACAGCGGAGACCUUACCUGUCAGGUGUGCGCCCUGGAGCUGGGGAGCACGGAGCUGUUGCUGGACCACCUCAGGGCCCACGCCCGGGGCAAGCCCCCCGGGGCCGACAAGGAGAGGAAGCACCAGUGCGACCACUGCGAGCGCCGCUUCUACACCCGCAAGGACGUGCGACGCCACUUGGUGGUCCACACGGGCUGCAAGGACUUCCUGUGCCAGUUCUGCAGCCAGCGCUUCGGGCGCAAGGACCACCUCACCCGGCACACCAAGAAGACGCACCCCCACGAGCUGCUGAAGGAGGAGCAGCUGCCGGAUGGGGACCUGCUGGACCUGUUCCAGCCCCGCUCCCCUGGGCUGCAGCUCAAGGACGAGGCUGCCACCCCGGCGCCCUUCCCCUUGGGCGCCGUGGGGCUGAAUGUCAUGGAGAGCGGCUUGCGGGCAGAGGUGAGUAACCCCCCAAAGGGGGUCUGUGAACAGAGCCUGCAGCCCGCACCGCCACCUCCUCCCUUAAGAACGGGCAGUUUAGGUCCUCUGGCGGCCCUCUAUCCUACAUCAUCUCCCCUGUUACUGCCUCCCUCUCAGACACCUCAAGACCAAAAAUACGAACCGAUCUCUACCUCUGACACUCCGUUCUCCCUGCUCAAGAGCCUGCCUCUCAAGGCCGACACCAAAACCUGUGGGACUAUGAGUUUGCUGGAGGAGCUGCCCUGGCAAGACCCUCACCCCCUGCCCAAGUUCAACCCCGGGCUCGACCAGGUCGCAGGGGUACCCGGCCGGUUACCCUUGCCCACGGAAAUGAUGGCUCUCGCCGAUGCCCUGAGCCUGGCCGCCCCGGCUGCUUCCUUGGAUCUUGCCCACAUCUUGAGCUUCUGGCAGCUGCCCCCUGCUGAUGCCCAGAGUGCCAUUGGGGACACCACCAUGGCUUUAGGGCAGGGAGAUGCUCUACCCGCUAGGCUGACCUACCUUGGGCAACAACAGCCAGAAGCCCCGCUAGCAAUGGGCAGUGGGACCUACAGUCAGUUCAAUCUGCCUCACAUUCUUCACUCCUUCGCCUCCGGCGCCAGUUCUACCACCUUGCCUCAUUUCCACCACGCAUUCAAAUGACUUCUACCUACAGACUGUUUUUUUUCCUGACCUGGAACAUGUGUGUUUCCGACCUUAUAUGCGUGUGUUUCAAGUGCCCCCACUAGCACAGUGAAAGGCCUAGACAACAUGAGCUUGGCUCUUGGCUUUAUAUCGGUGAAAGCAUGGGUCAGUCUGACAGGAGCACUCACCCUGGCUUCCCACCCAAAUUGACCAGGAUGCAUAUGCUCUUCAGGGGAAUUGCAGACCAUUCAAAAAGGCCUCCAAAACGAGGGCUAUUCCAGCUUGUUUGGGGUAGUGGAAUUUAACAGGAAAGUAACUUGGACACCUCUUUGGGUUGCAUUCAUGAGCCCAUUGCGGCCAGUGGUUAUUGAACUUUAGAGUUAUUUUGGUCUCCUCAAAACGGGAUCAGGAUUUCCUUGUGCUGCUUUUUAAACCUCAUUUCAAAAAAAAGCCUUUUGGAGGAUUACGUUUAACUAAGUUGUGCGCUUUCAGGAUAACUCCGUGAGGGGGGUCUUUCUACCCUACUCUUCAGGGUUGAAAAUAGUUCAGUCACUUUUGUCACAGCAAAACUUGAAAUUUUACAAGAACAGCUUCUUGUGGAAAAGGUUUCUCACUACUGUAGUAAAAACCACUUGGAUUUUAAUUGUUUAACAAUAUAUGUUAGUUAAGGUGAUGUGGUUUAUUUCUCCAAUUCUUUUAAAGCCUGGAUUAUUCUUUAAGGGCACAUGUUGAACAGGGAAAGGUGCGUUGAGUUUCUGAUUAGAAUUUUAGAAACUGGAGGAAAAAGGCAGGCUACAGAAAGCAAUUUUGUUUCCAGUAUUGAUGAAGAUUUUAAUAGAAAUUCAAGACUACUAUUAUCUGGUUUAAACAAAAAAACUCUUGGAUUAGCUACCUUUGAUCAAUUUGAUCUUAAAAUGCUACUCUUCUAAAUCCUGCUCUUUUACAAAAUUAUUUGUGGACAAUAAAUUUUAAAUCUGCACCGGUCUUUUCUCACUCGAUCUGGAUGUCUAACUAGGUUAGAAAAAAAAUGCAUUCCUUUACUUCUUACCCCAGCAAACAGGCUUUGGAUAUAAGUAUUCCCCCUGCCACCCUUUGCUGCAAAAUAUAUUUUCCAAUUUAAAUUAUUCUACCAAAAAGGAGUCACUUGGCCAUUCAGUUCCUUUUCUACUUUUAUCAGUUCUUCUUGAAAUACCUCAUAUCAGAGAGGGUCCAGGCAGCUCCUGCAUGGCCAAGGGCAUUUCUUGGAAGACACUUUUUUGUUGAGAAAAAUCUAUUUGGGGCUCCUUCCCAACCCAAGAAAGACCUAAUAUUAAAUCCAUUCUUCUGUCUUGGACUGCACUCUGUCACUACUGCCAUUUUGUGGAGUUUUUUGCAAUGAGUGGAUCCAGAGAUCCAGGUCCAGCUCAUGAAGGUUCUUCACUGCUCCCAAUCCUGUCCUCUUUCCCCACCCCUCUACCACUGUAGGUGGCCUCAGGGCCAUUUUUGGAGAGUCCAAGCAGAGAUCCGACAGCAAGGGGAAGAAGAGCAUAGAGCAGCCUCAGGCACUAAGCUGCCAAAUUUCCCUGCUACCCCACCCUACUGCAACAAGCACAACUGAGGACUUUUCAGUCCUUUUGACAUAAAAUAUAUGUAGGAAAACACCCCUAUUAUUAGCCCACUAAUGAGUCUGACAAAUGGAAUUAGUGAAAUGUGUUCAGCCUGUCUUUAGGUUUGCCUUGUGAACAUAGCCAUAGUCUCUGAAGGAGGCCUUUUAGUUGUACCGUGUUCCAAGUGUUCAUUAUAUUUUAUAAAAGUCUGUCUUGAAAAAUAUUGGUCCCUACCACAUGGCUAAGGCUAGUUACCUCUUGGCUUGACCUUUGCCAACUUCUUUUCCCAAGAGGCAGUGCCCCUCCCAAGUCUGUCAACUUUUACUCAUAUUCUCUUCACUUCAUUUUG
Molecule: messenger RNA, 4357 nt
Organism: Ornithorhynchus anatinus (platypus)
Lineage: Eukaryota; Metazoa; Chordata; Mammalia; Monotremata; Ornithorhynchidae
Gene: PLAGL1
Product: PLAG1 like zinc finger 1
Exons: 7
Coding region: 401-2440 (679 amino acids)
Biological process (GO): cell fate commitment; regulation of transcription by RNA polymerase II
Cellular component (GO): cytoplasm; nucleus
Molecular function (GO): RNA polymerase II cis-regulatory region sequence-specific DNA binding; DNA-binding transcription activator activity, RNA polymerase II-specific; histone deacetylase binding
Source: RefSeq, a predicted model, not a curated record